AUGCUAGCUUCCCAACCGCAAUAUUCGGCCUCCCUAGGCAUGCCUGCCGCCCAAGCCUCUACAACCACCUUUCACUCGACCUCCCAAAGACCUGCAACGGCGACAAAAGUGACCGAGGGAUUUGGAUUCACCAGCCCGACCAAGUCCGAGUUUUCGGAGGGACACGAUGAACAACUGGGUGUCCGGGCCUGGGAUGAGAAGAAGGUGGUGACAUGGCUUCACAGCAUUAAGUGCGGGCAAUAUGAGUCGCUCUUCCGAGCAAACAACUUUAACGGUGAUAAUCUAAUCGACUGCGACCAAAAGAUUUUGCAAGAAAUGGGUAUAAAGAAGGUGGGCGACCGCGUGCGCAUCUUCGUCGCUAUCAAGCAGCUUCGGAACAAGACCAUGGUCGACCCUAGACAGAAGAAUAUGAAAAAAUUGGCGGCUAUGGAAGCUGCAGUUUUGACUGAAAGCACUCGCUCGGGUCUUGGUAGCGGUCGAUGGUCUCGGGAUGGAUACAAAUCUUCCUCGCAGCCUGCUUCGCCCCCGGUUGAUUCAGAUCGGACCUGGCGGAAGGAUGGUUAUCUCACCAGUGGCUCUGGGUCUGGACGCAACCCAAGCACUCCAGGUGCCUCACAUCCACGAAAUAACAGUCUUGAUGGCCUUACCAUGGGUCCUCUUCCACAAAAUAGCCCUGUCAUCCGUGUUAUCUACACCGGUGGACAGACUAAAGUGCUCGAUAUCCGAAACAGCAGAACUCCGGAGGAGGUCAUUAUAUCAGUCCUGAGGAAACUGCAGCUCCCAGAGCACCAAUACCGAAAUUACUGCUUCUAUGUCUUGGACGGCCUAGAACCAGACCUGUCUAAUUGCCGGAAACUCACCGAAACUGAGCUCUUGCAGAUUUGUGAUGGCGUGAACAAACCUGAACGUGGUCGUUUAAUCCUCCGGAAGAUCCAUGCCGGAGAACCAGACCAAGACGAGCUUCGUCGUGCGUCCCAGCUUGCCUACGAUGAAAGCAAGGUCACUCAUGAGAACGCGAUGAAUAAAUCCAAUUUCCGGCAAAAGAACAAAAUCCAGCAGCUCACGGGAGAACCAUGGAAUGUCAUCAAUACCAAACAACCAGUCUCUCCUGUGGGCCCUAGGCAUCGUCCAUCACCCACUCCAGGUGACCAGAGCCAACACUCUCCAGGCAGCGAGCGUAAUCCCGUGGCUACGAAGCUGCGGUCAUUCUUCGGCCAGAGACCUCCAAGUGAAAUGAUCAUUCACGAACUUCAAUCGUUUUUCCCCAGUCAUGAUCGUGAAGAUAUCGCAAAGACUGUGCGCAGGUCCCAGCGCUAUAGUCGUUCAGCGAGCCGCUUGAGUGUUGUCAGUAACUUCAGUGUUGCUUCAAGCCUCAAAGAUGCACCACCCCUCCCUCCUCUCCCUCCUAUUCCACCUAUGCCCAACAUUGCCGAUUCAUGGUUCCAGCCGCCCCAAUCUGGAGCGCAAGCGGCACGCGCCUCAAGACCUCCCUCACUUUCCAAGUUUAAUUUGCCUCACACUUCAUACCGCGAUUCUAUUGCCUCGAGUUCUCUUCAACCCCUUCAAGAGGAAUCCCCCACCGAGCCGAAUCGCAAAUCCUACGUCUCCUUCGAGAGCAGCUCCGAUGAGCCAAAUCCCUCCCGCCAAAGUAUGCUGGAUGAGAGCAUGAGUGUCGCAGCUACGGAUGGUGAUUCUUUCAAUGAAGAGCGUAUGAGCGUCCUGAUUGGCGAGGGCGAGGGCGGAGGCGAAGAAGGCGAAGAGGGUGAAGAAGAGGACGAUGCAGGCUUGAUGGAUGACUUCCUGGCAGGCAACAACUUUGCUCCCAAAAACUGGAUGAAGGGUUCGCUCAUCGGUGAAGGUUCUUUUGGAAGUGUCUUCUUGGCUCUCCAUGCUAUCACUGGAGAACUCAUGGCCGUUAAACAGGUCGAGAUUCCCUCGGCCACCCAAGGAACAGAAUUUGAUAAACGCAAAAACCUCAUGGUCACUGCCCUCAAACACGAGAUUGAGCUCCUGCAGGGGAUGCACCACCCCAACAUCGUCCAAUACCUAGGCACCGGCACCGAUGACCAGCAUCUCAACAUUUUCUUGGAGUAUGUGCCCGGUGGUUCCAUCGCUACCAUGCUCAAGCAAUACAAUACUUUCCAAGAGCCCCUGGUAAAGAAUUUCGUCCGACAAAUUCUAGCCGGUCUGUCGUAUCUGCACAGCUGUGACAUCAUCCACCGAGACAUCAAGGGAGCCAACAUCCUCGUCGACAACAAAGGCGGCGUCAAGAUCUCCGAUUUCGGUAUUUCCAAGCGCGUCGAAGCAUCCGCUGUUCUCGGCUCUCGAGCCAGUACCGGCGGUGGCAGCGCUGGGCACAUGCACCGGCCUUCCAUGCAAGGUAGUGUGUACUGGAUGGCACCAGAAGUGGUGCGUCAAACGGCGCAUACCAAGAAAGCCGAUAUCUGGAGUCUGGGCUGUCUCGUCGUGGAAAUGUUCAUCGGCGCUCACCCCUUUCCAGACUGCAGUCAGUUGCAGGCCAUCUUUGCUAUCGGUAGUAACAAGGCUCGCCCUCAUACUCCAGACCAUGUUAGCGAGGAGGCGGGCGAGUUCCUUGAUAUGACCUUCCAACACGAGUAUGAGAAGAGACCCAGUGCAGAUGAACUUCUGAAAUGCAAGUUCCUGGCUAUGCCAAUUACGUGA
Penicillium manginii is the source of this 2682-nucleotide messenger RNA. RefSeq names its product STE11 family mitogen-activated protein kinase kinase kinase. The record is from RefSeq and is a predicted model, not a curated record. The coding region runs from base 1 to 2682 and encodes 893 amino acids. Gene Ontology annotation, biological process: protein phosphorylation. NCBI's taxonomy places the organism in Eukaryota, Fungi, Ascomycota, Eurotiomycetes, Eurotiales, Aspergillaceae. Gene Ontology annotation, molecular function: protein kinase activity; ATP binding; protein binding. The transcript has 4 exons.